Ectocarpus siliculosus is the source of this 444-nucleotide messenger RNA. The record is from the annotation of a GenBank genome assembly. NCBI's taxonomy places the organism in Eukaryota, Phaeophyceae, Ectocarpales, Ectocarpaceae.
AUGGAAAACUCUGCUUUCCGUUCGGCAGCACCGACUCACUCAGUGCUGGAUCGCAGGAGCGGCGAAUUUGCUAAAAAUCGCCUGCUGAACCUCGCCUUCGAGGACGGCAGCCCGGACCACCUCCGAGAAGAUAACACCGAAGAGCCAAAGAGUGUCCCCGCCGAUGUCUUCAAGCAAGGGGUGCAAGAGCACGCAAUUAUGCUGGGCAUGCUUCUCCCAGAAGACGAGAACUUCCUGUGGAUCGCGGAGGAAUCUCUUCUGGCACCGCUCCCUGAAGGUUGGCUCCAGCUUAAGGACGAACAGUCUGGUCAUCCCUACUACUACAAUCAGGCAUCUGGUGACAGUAGCUGGGAGCACCCACGAGACAGCUUCUACAAGGAAAUAUACAGACAGAAGAAGGCGAGGCAGCAAGAGGAUGCAUUCACUCGCACAUCUCGGCUCUAG